UGAUAUAAAAACCAACAUAAAAAUCCAAAGUAGAGUAUAGUAGUACAAGAAAGAAGGCGAAUUAAGCAACAAUAAUGAAGUAAACAUUGAAAAAGAACAAGAAUAAGAAUGGGAAAUUCACUAAAAAGGUUUCUGUGUGGUCUGUGUGGUUCUACGGAUCACACUAGUGGUGAUGAACAACUUGGUCAUCACGGUGUUUCAAUAUCCACAGUUGGUCUAUCUGUUCUUGUUCAACACCUCUAUUACUUUGAAACCAACUCUCAGGUUCCUGAAGGUCUUAGUAAGCAUGUGAUUUCUUCCAAGAAAGCUCAAGCCAAAUGGUAUAGGAAGCUAUCAAAGGCAUGGAGGGAAUCAAACCCGCAGCCAAGGACACCAGAAGAGGCUUCCAGGCUUAUAAUUUUCACCCUGAAGGGACACCAAUUACCUGAUGUUGAGGGAUUAUUGUCGUUUUACGGGCUUCCUCUUUUAUAUUCGCAAGUCGAACCUACUGACACUGAAGCUACACCGCUACCUGAUAGGCCAAACUUUGUGUUAAAUACACUUCCAGUGGAUCCAAGGGCAGUAGCAGAUGGGGAUGGUCUAACAGUCUAUGUUAGUACCUCAGAUGCCCGGGAAUCAUCACUUGUUCCCGAAGAGAUAAUAAUGGCGGCUGUUGAACGCAACGAAGCACGUGCUGAGAGGGACUUCGCUAGAGCAGAUGCAUUAUAUAAGCAAAUUACGGAUGAAGGCUAUGGGGUGCUACAUAUCAAUAAUGAGCACAUCCUAGCACGAAAGUAUCGGAUUAGACUAAGGGGAAUAGAUGCGCCUGAAAACAAACAGCCAUAUGGAAAAGAGGCGAAGGAUGAGCUGGUGAAGAUACUUGAUGGGAAUUGUUUGAAGAUUUUGGUCUUUGAUGAAGAUCAAUAUGGGCGUUUUGUCGGGGAUGUCUACUGUAAUAACAUCUUUGUACAGAAAUUAAUGUUGAAGAGAGGACUUGCGUGGCACUACACGGAUUAUGACAAGCGGCCAAAGUUAGCACAGUGGGAGAAAUAUGCCAGAGCCAAGGGAAUCGGGUUGUGGGCUUCACCAAAUCCUGAAAAGCCGUGGGAAUGGAGGAGGAAACAUCCGAAUCACAGAUAUUAAAGUCGGUAAAAGGGCUGUAAGAACGACAAUCUUGGUUGUUGGUACCCAAAGUGUGAAAAACUAAAAUUACUUUAAGGUGCAAACCUUGGUCCAAUUUCUAAUGUAUGCUUGUUGACCAAUAUUGGUGAAUCCAGAUUGAUUUUGCAACAUGAGUAUGCUGUAUUGUAACAAUUAUACGCAUAUGCCAUUUGGCAAAGCAGGCCUAAUGUUCACUGUCCGGUUUUUAAUUAAA
Messenger RNA from Erigeron canadensis, 1354 nucleotides. Its product is annotated as staphylococcal-like nuclease CAN2. The transcript is spliced from 9 exons. The record is from RefSeq and is a predicted model, not a curated record. The coding region runs from base 109 to 1122 and encodes 337 amino acids. Gene Ontology annotation, molecular function: ATP binding; aminoacyl-tRNA ligase activity. Lineage: Eukaryota; Viridiplantae; Streptophyta; Magnoliopsida; Asterales; Asteraceae. Gene Ontology annotation, cellular component: cytoplasm. Gene Ontology annotation, biological process: tRNA aminoacylation for protein translation.